Molecule: messenger RNA, 1443 nt
Organism: Oryza brachyantha (malo sina)
Lineage: Eukaryota; Viridiplantae; Streptophyta; Magnoliopsida; Poales; Poaceae
Product: GDSL esterase/lipase At5g55050-like
Exons: 5
Coding region: 74-1222 (382 amino acids)
Molecular function (GO): hydrolase activity, acting on ester bonds
Source: RefSeq, a predicted model, not a curated record
UAGGAUUAAUUAGUAUGUCUAGCUUCAACGACAGGCGCGUGGCAGGUUAAUUAAUUAGCUUCAGCAAAUAUUAAUGCACACACAUCACGCUGUACGCUGUGGAACGGCGAUGGGCUCUUCUUCCUCUCGCCGGUGCAGAAUUUCCUCCGGCGUGUGCGUCGCGGUGGCGCUGAUCUUGGCAUUUCUGGCCUGCUGCGUGGCGUGCGCGAGCGGCGCUGUGCCGGCGCUGUACGUGCUCGGAGACUCGCAGGCGGACGUCGGGAACAACAACUACCUGCCGGAGUCGCUGCUGAGGGCCAACUUCCCUCACAAUGGCGUCGACUACCCGGGGGGCAAGGCCACCGGCAGGUUCAGCAAUGGCUACAACUUCGUCGACUUGGUCGCUAGCAGUCUGGGGUUAGACAGCCCUCCUCCAUACCUCUCUAUACGCAACAGCUCGAACAGCACCAUAUAUCUGAAGGGUAUCAACUUUGCUUCAGGAGGAGCCGGGGUGUCUGAUCUCACAAACAAGGGCCAGUGCAUCAGCUUCGACGAGCAGAUAGAGCGCGACUACUCCAAAGUUCACGCAGCGCUGGUGAAGCGGCUCGGCAAGCGGAACGCCUCGACCCACCUCGGGGAAUCGCUCUUCGUCGUCGCCAUCGGCGGCAACGAUAUUAUCAUGCAGGUCCUCUUCAGCCCCGUCACUGAGCUCCUAAGCACCCAGAAACAGUUCAUCAGCACGCUGGCCGAUACCCUGAAACGCCAGCUGCAGAGCUUGUACGACCUCGGGAUGCGGCGGUUGUUCAUCGUGGGCGCGGCGCCGCUGGGGUGCUGCCCGCUGCUGCGGGAGCAGAGCCCCACCAAGGCGUGCCAGGCGGAGGCCAACUCCAUGGCGGCUACCUACAACGACGCGGCGGCCGAGCUCCUCCGCGGCAUGGCCAAGAGGCACCGGGACAUGAGCUACGCCUUCUUCGACACGUCCACCGCGCUGCUCCAGGCCAUUCACGAUCCAAAGGCACGCGGUUAUACGGAGGUUAAAGCAGCGUGCUGUGGCCUAGGGGUUAAUAACGCCAUGUUCCUAUGCGCGCCGGACAGCAAGUACUGCAGCAACCGGACGACCCACAUGUUCUGGGACCUCGUCCAUCCCACGGAGAUGACGUCCAAGAAGCUUAUGAACGUUGCCUUCAAUGGAUCUGCGCCGUUGGUUUCCCCGAUUAAUGUCAAGGAGCUCACUCAGUGUUAGGCAUUUUAUUUACAUAAUAUAUGAUGAUGAAAAGAUCUCGGUCAUUGUUUCUUCAGAAGCUAUAUGUAUAGCUAAAUUAUAAUUAUAAUAUAGUUUUAUAGAUGUUCAUCUGCAUCACGACGGAGUUUAUAGAGGAUAUCCACGCUACUCUCAGUUGUCUACUCAUUCAGAAUUUAGAAUAUGAACCGGGAACAGAUAAUUUUUAAUUCCGUACGUGUGAU